Messenger RNA from Ostrinia nubilalis (European corn borer), 855 nucleotides. RefSeq names its product zinc finger protein 577-like. Gene Ontology annotation, biological process: regulation of transcription by RNA polymerase II. Gene Ontology annotation, cellular component: transcription regulator complex; PcG protein complex; chromatin. The coding region runs from base 285 to 845 and encodes 186 amino acids. Lineage: Eukaryota; Metazoa; Arthropoda; Insecta; Lepidoptera; Crambidae. Gene Ontology annotation, molecular function: RNA polymerase II cis-regulatory region sequence-specific DNA binding; DNA-binding transcription factor activity, RNA polymerase II-specific. The record is from RefSeq and is a predicted model, not a curated record. The transcript has 3 exons.
AUACAGGCAAUGAGGGUUUUCGCGAAUGAAAAAUCCGCCAGAUGGCAAUACGUAGACGCGAGGUCCAAAUGCUGCAUGAUUGGUUAUUUUUGACAUGACAUUCACAGAUAUGUCAAAAUCCACCAAUCACGCAGCAGUCAGACCCAACAUUCACGUCCCGCCAUCUAGCGGAUCUUUCAUUCGCGAAAACCCUCAUUACAGACAUGACAGUGGCACAUAAUAAUGGAACAAGAAAAAAAUAAAAACAAGAGUAAACUGAGCAGUGCCACCCAUUCACCAACAAGAUGCCCACUGCAACGGGACCCCACUCAGCAUAUGCCGUGGCCCACGGUGACGAAGGCCACGGCGCUGGUUUUCAGUGUGCCCCACGCCGAGUGAGGGUCACGGACCAUUGGACGCAUACAGGAGAGCGGCCAUACACGUGUCCAGUGCCCGAGUGUGCCAGAAGCUUUAGUCACAAACACGUGCUUGUCGUCCAUAUGAGGAAACACACAGCUGAAAAACAUUUCCAAUGCGACUACUGUUCGAAAGCAUUCUGCAAAAAAACAACUCUGAUAAAACACAUAACACAAGCCGUUAGAUGCAAAGCCAAGAGGGAAGGCCUGCCCAAGAGGACGAUGGCCAAGCAAUACUCGUGCUUCUUCUGUUCUCGAAUGUACGCGACGAAGGGACGCCUGAUCAAGCACCAAGAGAAUGCUGCGGCCUGUAUCAAGAAGAAGGAAGAAAUGAUGAAUAUGAACCGGUCUACCAUCAAGGUGCAAAUGCCGUUCCUGUAUAAACAAACGCCGAAUGAGAAUGUACCGCCGAUUGUUGCCGUAAGCAACGGAAAACUGCUAGCUAAAUAGUGAAAUAUAU